Messenger RNA from Beauveria bassiana ARSEF 2860, 2103 nucleotides. RefSeq names its product 15-hydroxyprostaglandin dehydrogenase (NAD(+)). Gene Ontology annotation, cellular component: cytoplasm. The transcript is spliced from 5 exons. Bases 1 to 2103 code for a protein of 700 amino acids. NCBI's taxonomy places the organism in Eukaryota, Fungi, Ascomycota, Sordariomycetes, Hypocreales, Cordycipitaceae. Gene Ontology annotation, molecular function: heme binding; indoleamine 2,3-dioxygenase activity; metal ion binding. The record is from RefSeq and is a predicted model, not a curated record. Gene Ontology annotation, biological process: 'de novo' NAD+ biosynthetic process from L-tryptophan.
AUGACACCUGUUGCAAUUGUUACAGGUGCCUGCUCCGGCAUCGGGCUCGCCAUGUCCAAGGAGCUCAUCCAUCGCGGCUACAAGGUCUUCAUGGGUGACAUCAACCCCCGAGGUGGCGAGGUGGUUGACGCCUUGACUCCUUCUUCCGAGGCUGCGCCGCCACCUACGUUUGUCUGCGGAAACGUUGCCUCUUUCGAGGACCAAUACGCUCUAUUCGAAGCUGCCUAUGCCUUUGCCCAGCACAUUGACGUUUUCCUGGCCAAUGCAGGCGUAGACGACAGGGAGGAUCUCCUCGCAGAGCCUACCGAUUCUGCUGCCUUUACCGCCAAGCCAGCGCCGUACGACGCAACCACCACCGAAAUCAAUCUUGGCGCUGUUCUUCAAGGCUUCAAGCUGAUGGUGCACUAUAGUCGCCGCGCGCAAUACGACGCAAAGGCGGCGGGUCUCGCGUCUCCUCCGCUCAGCCGCAUGGUUGUCACUUCAUCGACCUUUGGGCUCUAUCCGUUUCCCACCAACCCGGUCUAUUCCGCCACCAAGCACGCCACAAGGGGACUUGUUCAGAGCCUCGGCCGACGGGCCCAGCAGGAAGCAAACAUGACGCUCAACGCCAUCCUGCCGGCCUUUGUGCCUACGGGUUUAGCCCCCGAAGGACUCGUCGCAAAAAUUAGAGACAGAGGCUACCUGACGUCCAUGGAGACAGUCGUCAAGGCGCUGGGCUUGUUCUUGAGCGAGACUGCGGAGCUUCCGGAUUACGUUCAGAGAAUCGAGGUUCCUGCCGCUACUGCGGGAGAUGGGCCUCUGACCGGGGAAUGCGCGGAAGUUAGUAUGACUGAAAUUUAUUUGCGCGGAUCUGUCCCGUUUGCGAAUGACAGCCAACGAUGGUUCUCGGAGGAUCCCGAUGAGCAAGAUGGUGCCGGUCAAUGGCCACCGCUUGUUGUAUAUGACGAUUGGCCGUCGGCUCUCCAGCCAUAUAAAAGCAUAUAUCAUGAGGUGAUACCACAACUUUCUUGCUCCAAUCCACUUCUUGAUGACGAUACUCUCAUAAUACGUCGCGAGUCAUUUCGAUCUCGCAUGCGAGAGCUUCUAAACGAGCGGAUAGACUUGCGCGAGGUGGAACGGCUGCUGAACGCGGCUGAAGCCGGCAACUGGACAAGUCUCCGCCGUGAGCAGCUCAACGGUGUUUAUUGUACAGUUGCUGUUUUGAGACACGCAUACAGAUGGGCAACCAUUCCCAUUGUAAAAGUCGCACAAGCCGAGACCGUGGUAGACUUUCCCGUUCAACUCGAUAGUCCUUGGGCACCGCUUCAACGACAUUUUGGCUGUGCUGCUGAAAGUGGAAAUAAUACGGCAAAUGUUCUCUACAAUUUCAACGUGGACGGCAACAGGAUAUUCAAGAUCAAUAUUGGCCAGUCAGACGAGAUCGAAUCGUCCGAAGAGGCAUUCUUUCGCAUGUUCUAUGACAUUGAGAAGUUGGCGCGCACUGCCUAUAUUGACAUGGUAGACGCGAUUGUGGCAUUUGAGCAAAAGCGAAAAGCGGACUCACUGCGACACCUCCAGAAACUCAAACCCCAGUUGGACGAAAUCUAUCAGAUAUUUUAUGAUGGCCUGGUUGAUGCCAAGGUAUCCCGUAAAGUCUGGCUAAGCUACUGCCAAGGCUUUCAGGGUUGGGGUGUAGGCCGGUUUGUCGACGGACGCCAUGUCAAGUAUGACGGUCUAUCCGGGAACCAUGUUCUCAUCUUUCAAGCAAUCGAUGCCUUCUUUGGUAUGGAACGCUAUCUCAUCGACGAAAACAUGGUCCGAUACAUUCCUGUCCGUCAGCGCGAGUUUACGAGCGUCUUGAGGCGACACUCUAUCCGCGCGCAGAUUGAAAAGGGCCAAGAUGAAGAGAUACGGGCAGAGUUGAGCAAGCUUGUGCAUAUCACAAGAGUGUUUCGUGCAGCACACAGAAUGCGAGUCGUGCCCUACCUGAGGCAGCCAGCACCAGAAAGACUAAUCAUGACGGCGGGUAAAUCCGUAUUGGAGAAUCAGGACACAAAUGGACUUGAAGACGCCUUGGCGCCGUUGAACAAGAUGAUGACGACUAGGCUGCAAGAGACUGUCUAG